Artibeus jamaicensis (Jamaican fruit-eating bat) is the source of this 4385-nucleotide messenger RNA. RefSeq lists its product as uncharacterized. The record is from RefSeq and is a predicted model, not a curated record. Lineage: Eukaryota; Metazoa; Chordata; Mammalia; Chiroptera; Phyllostomidae. Gene Ontology annotation, biological process: DNA integration. The transcript is spliced from 2 exons. Bases 1 to 2349 code for a protein of 782 amino acids. Gene Ontology annotation, molecular function: nucleic acid binding; RNA-DNA hybrid ribonuclease activity.
AUGGGAUACCCGGUCUCCGCCAAGAAAGCCCAAAUCGUGACUCAAGCUGUAAGUUACCUUGGGUACAACUUGCAGGGGGGACAGAAGACUCUGUCCAGUCAAUGGAUCCGGGCGGUUCUGCAAAUUCCAGAGCCGGCCACCAAAAGGCAGGUACGUGAAUUUCUGGGGGCCGUGGGAUACUGCAGGCUGUGGAUAUUAGGCUUUGCAGAACUAGCGAGGCCCUUGCAUGAGCUAACCAGGGGCAAAGAGGACUCAUUCGCAUGGACUGAAAAAGAGAGACAAGCCUUUCAGGCCUUAAAAGAAGCAUUAGUAGCUGCCCCAGCUCUGGCCCUGCCAGAUUUGGCUAAGCCUUUCCAAUUGUUUGUAGCAGAAAAAGAAGGAGUAGUCCUAGGUGUAUUGAGUCAGACACUAGGGCCAUGGAAGAGACCCGUAGCCUAUUUAUCCAAGAAACUUGACCCGGUUGCUUCCGGGUGGCCGGCCUGCCUGAGGGCCAUUGCAGCCACCUCAUUGCUAGUCAAGGAAGCGAGCAAGCUAACUCUGGGACAGGAUAUACAAGUUAUUGGUGAACAUUAUAUAGAACAAGUCCUGCGGUCACCCCCAGACAGGUGGUUGUCAGAUGCGCGGCUGACGCAGUAUCAGGUCCUAGACACAGUGACCGGGGCCCGCCCAGACUUGCGAGACCAAGCCUAUGAAAAGGCAGAUCUGACUCUAUUUACUGAUGGGAGUAGCUUUAUCAAAAAUGGACAGCAGUAUGCAGGAGCAGCAGUGACCACAGAGGAUAAGGUGCUAUGGCAAAAGGCAUUGCCCAAAGGAGCAUCUGCACAGAGAGCGGAGUUAAUAGGACUGACCCAGGCCCUAAGGCUAGCCGAAGGAAAGGUCGUCAAUAUCUAUACUGACAGCCGCUAUGCCUUCGCCACCGCCCACGUCCAUGGAGCUAUCUACAAGGAAAGGGGCCUCCUGACCGCAGGAGGCAAGGAUGUUAAAAAUCGUGAGGAGAUCCUCACCCUCCUAGAGGCCAUAUGGCUACCCAAGAAAGUUGCUAUCAUACAUUGCAGGGGCCACCAGAAGGGAGAUUCCCCAGUUAUAAGAGGAAAUACUUUAGCUGAUACUGCCGCCAAGGAGACUGCAACAAGCCAAGGUGACAAUUUGCUCUCCCUAGUUCCCCAGCCAGAAUUGCCUCCGGAUCCCAAAUACUCCACCGAGGAGGAGCAAGAGGGAACCAAAUUAGGUGGAAGAAAAGAUAAGUAUGGAUGGAUAGUACUCCCUGAUACUAGGAUUUACUUGCCCCAAGGAGUAGUAAGGCAAGUAGUGCAAGAUAUCCAUACCAGCACCCAUUUAGGUCAGAAUAAGUUAGAGCAACUGAUUAGAAAGUACUACCUAGGGCCACACCUCAGAGCAGUAAUUCACUCGAUCACCUCACGGUGUAGGGCAUGUGCUCAGGUAAAUGCACAAAACAAGAAGUUGCCCUGCUUCGUGAGAUAUCGAGGGAAUACCCCAGGAGAACUCUGGGACGUUGACUUCACUGAAAUGGCUAGAGGGAAGUUGGGCUACAAGUAUUUACUAGUCCUAGUUGACACUUAUUCAGGGUGGGUCGAGGCUUUCCCCACAAGAGGAGAGACGGCCUCCAUAGUCUGUAAGAUUCUAAUGAGAGAAAUUAUACCUAGAUAUGGGGUACCCCUAGCCAUAGGAUCUGACAAUGGACCUGCAUUUUUUUCCAAGGUUUCACAAGAAUUAGCGGCCAGGCUAGGGAUUAAUUGGAAACUUCAUUGCAUCUAUAGACCCCAGAGUUCAGGGCAGGUAGAGAGGAUGAAUAGAACCCUCAAAGAAACUCUAGUAAAGCUAAAGAGAGAGACCAGCGAAAAUUGGGUAGAGCUACUCCCUUUUGCCCUUUUCCGUGUGAGAUGUACCCCAUAUAUUAAGACUUGGGCCCCUUUUGAAAUACUAUUUGGUCAACCUAUACCCCUGGUUCCCCGCCUAACUAAGGAAGAGAUAGAAGUCUCUAAUCACAACUUCCUUAGGCCAUUGCAGACGCUGCAGAAGAUCCGGAGCGAGGUGCGCGCCCUGCAGCAAGCCCGCCACCUGGAGGGAGGAGGCACAGCGCUUGAGCCGUUGGAGCCCGGACAGUGGGUGUGGAUCCUCAACCACAGAAAGGGGAACUUAGAGCCUCGAUGGACUGGGCCCUUCCAGGUACUGCUAAGUACCCCCACUGCAGUUCGAGUAGCUGAGAAGCCAUAUUGGAUAGACCUCUCCCACACCAAGGUAGCCCAAGCACCAGGAGAAGACUCUCGAGAAUGGCGGGUUCGAAAGGAUCCAGACAGACCCCUAAAGCUUACUUUCUCCCGCUCAUAGGAAUAUGGCUUGCCUCUUGGGCCACCCCCACGGGAGGACUGGCCCACCAGUGGGUUAUAAUUAGGUUCUCUGAUAGUGAAGUAAUUGCCAGCAGCGGCAUAGGGAAGGACAACAGAGUAACCCUGCAAGCUGACCUCUCUCAAUGGUUCGGACAUAGGCUAUGUGAAGGGAAUGGACUCACCUCUAUUAACCCAAAUAGGGCAUUGACCUUAAGAGGAACUCCAGGGAUAGAAGGAUCUGACUGUAACAGAAAUGAAAAUCUGAACCAAGACCUUUUCCAUACCGACCUUUAUGUGUGUCCGCAUUGGGUUGGGAAUGACAUGAAAUAUUUUCAAGACCUCUGUGGAGGGGUAAAGGAUUAUUACUGUAAAAGUUGGGGAUGCGAGACAAUUGUAUCACCCCCAUCAUGGGAACCAUCAAUGAGGGACGCCUAUAUUAGUAUUGCAAGAAAUAAGUCCCAACCACCAGCUGACAGAGAAAAUCCCCGUUGUGCCCAAGAUAAGUGUAACCCUAUAACUAUAAUUAUCUUAGACCCAAAGGACCCUAUGUGGGAUACAGGACGCACCUGGGGUCUACGCCUCUAUGCAAUGGGUUAUGACCCCGGGGUCCUGUUUACCAUCAGGCGGGUUCCCCAAGUAGAAGGGCCAGCCAUGAAGGGAUUAGGAAAUGGGCUGCCACCCAAGGCGGUGCGCCCUCUCAUAAGUCCGCACGACACUCCAGCAGGCCAAAGGAACCGCCUCCACAGGAUACACCAGAGGCGGCUCGUCCAGAUUUCAUAAAUGAAAAAGGCCCACACCUAGAAGGACAGCCCCAUCAUCAGAUGACUGGUGCCCUAAACUUAUUAGAUAAGAUUUUCCCUUUUUUCAACAGUACCCAGCCGGGCCUCACCGAAUCAUGUUGGUUAUGCUUAAGCCCGAGGCCACCAUUCUAUAUAGGGAUAGGGGCCAACACCUCUGCAGGCAGCAUGAACGCUCCCGAAGGCCUAACAAACCACCAGGAGACAGGAGACUGUCUGACUGACAGUGCAUUAACUCUUGCAAAUUCCACAGGAAUGGAACCUGCUACCUCCUUGGUAACUAUAAUUUAUCCUCUUCAAAUUAUAGCAAUUAUUGCCUGAACCAAAGGAGGGUUCCUGAAACCAUCAAUACACCACAAGUGACCCGAGCUGCUGAGGGGUUAUGGUUUAUUUGCACUCAAGGAAUAUUCAAGUGUUUGGUGCCAACCCGCCGCCCAGAACUGUGUAUCAGUGCAUAUAUUGUUCCCCAAGUGUACCUAUAUGGAGGCGACCCUACCUUACUAGUACAGCCCCGGGGGCAAACCAAGAGAGCACCGUUAUUAAUACCUAUACUGGCCACUAUGGGGUCUUGGGGUCUGCAGCAGUAGGGGCUGGGGCCAUAGUCCAUGGGGAACAGAGUCUGAAGCAAUUGUCACAAUCCUUUUCGAAGGACAUUGCCCUAUUGCAAGAUCAAGUAAUCUAUCUUGAACACCAGAUAGACUCCCUGGCAGAGGUAGCACUACAGAAUAAAAGAGGACUUGACCUCUUGCUUCUGCAGCAGGGCGGACUGUGUGCAGCCCUAGGAGAGGAGUGUUGUUUUUAUGCCAACCACUCUGGAGUAAUUUGAGAGAACAUCAAAGUUCUCGCCAAACGAUUAAAAGAUAGGAAAUUGGAAGAAGAGAACUCCAGCUGGUAUGCUUCUAUAUUCCAAACCUCCCCUUGGCUAACUACCCUAAUGUCUGCUAUAGCUGGUCCUGUUUUGAUUCUUCCUAUAGUUAAUGCUUUAACUAUAGGACCUGUUGUUAUAAGUAAACUUUUAGCCUUUAUCAAAGAAAGAGUAGAGGUAGUGAAAUUAAUGGUCUUAUCACAACCCUAUACUAUUCUCCUUUCUAAUGAAACAGAAUCAAGGGUUUGAUCUGCUCCAAACAGAAGGGGGGAAUGAAGGAGCCAGGGAAAUGAGGAAGUGAUUGUUCUCAAUUUUAGCUGCUCCCUCGACCAUAAGGACAGGGUGCACUUAAAGGAGGUACAGAGCUGAUUGUGU